Entrophospora candida is the source of this 1055-nucleotide messenger RNA. NCBI's taxonomy places the organism in Eukaryota, Fungi, Glomeromycota, Glomeromycetes, Entrophosporales, Entrophosporaceae. The record is from the annotation of a GenBank genome assembly.
AUGAAAUUAUUAAUUUUGAUAAUUUUAUCGUUUAUGAUAAUUAAUUCAUUUUCAACCAUUUUAAAUGUUAAUGAUGAUGAAUUGAUAAACAGCCUUCAAUGUUCACAUUUCAAACCUCGAGCUCUGCCCGAUCCUCAACCAGUGUCUAAAUCACAAAAUGAACCAAAAACAGCAAAGGAUCUGAAAUCUCGAGCUCCGCCUGAUGCACCAGCACCUGAAAUUCCAAAACCACCAGCUGUCAAUCCACCAAAUGCGCCAGCACCAGCACCUGAAAUUCCAAAACCACCAGCUCCACCAAAUGCGCCAGCACCAAAAGAUAAACCAGCACCUGAAAUUCCAAAACCACCAGCUCCACCAAAUGCGCCAGCACCAAAAGAUAAACCAGCACCUGAAAAUCCAAAACCACCAGCUCCACCAAAUGCGCCAGCACCAAAAGAUAAACCAGCACCUGAAAUUCCAAAACCACCAGCCGACAAACCACCAAAUGCGCCAGCACCAAAAGAUAAACCAGCACCUGAAAAUCCAAAACCACCAGCCAAAAAUCCACCAAAUGCGCCAGCACCAAAAGAUCAACCAGCACCAAAAGAUCAACCAGCACCAAAAGAUCAACCAGCGCCUGAAAAUCCAAAUGCGCCAGCACCACCAAAAGAACCAGCACCAAAUCCAGCCAAAGAACCAAAUCCACAACCAAAUCCACAACCAAAAGAACCAGCACCAAAUCCAGCCAAAGAACCAAAUCCACAACCAAAUCAACAACCAAAUCAACCACCAAAUCCACCACCAAAUCCACCACCAAAUCCACCACCAAAUCCACCACCAAAUCCACCAGCCAACGAACCACCACCAAAUCCACCACCAAAUCCACCACCAAAUCCACCACCAAAUCCACCACCAAAUCCACCAGCCAACGAACCAACACCUGAUCCUCCACAACCACAACAACAAUCACAGACAACAUCACCGUCACCGUCACCCACAACGCCUAGUAUUGCAACAAAUUCAGGACAAACCUUGCUGAAAAAUAAUAAUUACAAGAUCAUUUUACCUACUGCAAU